Messenger RNA from Talpa occidentalis (Iberian mole), 3550 nucleotides. RefSeq names its product interleukin 4 receptor (gene IL4R). Gene Ontology annotation, molecular function: cytokine receptor activity; protein binding. Gene Ontology annotation, cellular component: external side of plasma membrane; membrane. Gene Ontology annotation, biological process: production of molecular mediator involved in inflammatory response; cytokine-mediated signaling pathway. Lineage: Eukaryota; Metazoa; Chordata; Mammalia; Eulipotyphla; Talpidae. The record is from RefSeq and is a predicted model, not a curated record. Bases 91 to 2538 code for a protein of 815 amino acids. The transcript has 10 exons.
CCCGGCCGCCCCGGGGUCCCCCACUUCUCGCUCGGGCGGCGGCGCGGCGAAUGGACCAGGAGGCGCAGCAGGCACCCUAGGAUCUCCCAAAUGGGGUGGCUUUGCUCCAGAAUCACCUUCUCUGUGAGUUGCCUGAUGCUGGUGUGGGCAGCAGGCGCUGGGAGUGUGAAGGUCCUGCAUGAGCCCACCUGCUUCUCUGACUACAUCAGCAUCUCCACUUGUGAGUGGAAGAUGGACGGUCCUACCAACUGCAGUGCUGAGCUCCGCCUGACCUACCUGCUCAAUUCUGAAGACUCUGAAAACCUCACGUGUGUCCCUGAGAACAAAGAGGGCACAGUGUGCGUGUGCUAUAUGCCGAUAGAUGACGUCGCCAGGGAGGACAUCUAUCAGCUGAGCCUGUGGGCCGGGAGACAGCUGCUGUGGAAUGGCUCCUUCAAACCCAGUGAAAAUGUGAAACCUCUGGCCCCCAGGAACCUCACUGUUCGUCCCAACGUCUCCGAGUGGCUGCUGACGUGGAGUGACCCGUACCCUCACGAGAACUACCUAUAUUCCCAGCUCAACUACCAGAUCAACAUUUCAAAUGAAAAUGACCCCACAGAUGUCAUACUCUAUGAUGUGACGUACGAGGGGUGCUCCCUGUACUUCCAAGCCAGCAUCCUGAAGCCCGGGGCCUUCUACAGUGCCCGCGUGAAGUGUUUGGCUCGGGAAUACAAGAGCAGCUGGAGCGACUGGAGCCCCAGCACCAGGUGGCAUAAUUACUUUCAGCCGCCCAUGGAGCAGCACCUCCCGCUCGGCGUCAGCAUCUCCUGCAUCAUCAUCGUGGUCCUCUGCCUGUCCUGCUACGUCAGCAUCCUCAAGAUUAAGAAAGAAUGGUGGGACCAGAUUCCCAACCCAGCCCGCAGCCCCAUGGUGACCAUUGUCAUCCAGGAUACUCAGGUAUCACUGUGGGGGAAGCGAUCCAGAGGCCAGGAACCAAUCAAGUGCCCACACUGGAAAAGUUGUCUUACCAAGCUCCUGCCCUGUUUCCUGGAGCAUGGCAUGGGAACGGGUGAGGACGCCCCCAAAGCUGCCAGAAAUGGGCCUUUGCAGGGCCCUGGUAUAUCACCAUUGCGUCCUGUGGAGGUCAGCAAGACCAUUCUCUGGCCAGAGAGCAUAAGCGUGGUGCGGUGUGUGGAGCUGUCGGAGGCGCCGGAGGAGAGGGAGGAGGAGGUGGAGGGAGACAAAAGGAGCUUCUGCCCAUCGUCCCACAACAGCGGGGGCAGCUUCCUGGAGGGCAGAGAGGGAAUUGCAGCCCGGCUGACAGAGAACCUGUUCCUAGAUCUUCUGGGAGGUGAGGAUGGGGACUUUCACCCGCAGGGCCUGGAGGGGUCCUGCCUUCCUCCCUCUUCAGGAACUGUGAGUGCUCAGAUGCUGUGGACGGGGGUUCCCAGGGAGGGGCCCCAGGAGACCUGCCAGAGUGAGGGGCCUGAGUCAGAUCUGUGGGCCGCUCGACCCCAGCGCCCAGCCAGCCCGACUUUCACAGAGAUGCCCACCGUCGUCACGGACAACCCCGCCUACCGCAGCUUCAGCCCCUUCCCCAGCCCGCCCUCAGGUCCUGGUGUGCCCAACCCAGACCCCCAGCCGUCUGAGUGCCGUGGGGGAGUGGGCCAUGGCACCCGCUCUGCCCAGCAGCCCUCGGAGCCACUCCUCACACUCCAUCCAGAGCCGGAAACCUGGGAGCAGAUCCUCCGCCAGAGUGUCCUCCAGCACAGGAUGGCCGCUGCCCCCGCCCCCCUCAGCGACUACCGGGAGUUUCUGCGGGCAGUGGAGCAGGGCGGCACCCAGGAUGGUCAGGGGGCAGGCUGCGGCCCCACCCGAGAGACGGGCUAUAAGGCCUUCUCCAGCCUGCUCGCCAGCAGUGCCACCUGCCCAGGGACGUCGGGGGAGGAGGGGAGCAGUGGGGACAGCAGCUACAAGCCCCUCCAGAGCCUUGCUCCUGGCUGCCCUGAGGCCUCUGCCCCAGUCUCUCGCCCUCUGCUCACCUUUGGACUGGACAUGGAGCCACCUCAUAGUCCUCAGCACUCACUCCCCCCAGGCAGCUACCCAGAGUGCACCCAGCUGGAGCCUGUGGACAAAGGGGAGGACAGACAGAAGCCCCUGUGUGCCCUGGAGCAGGCCACAGACCCCCUCCAGGAUGACCUGGGCAGCGGCAUCAUCUACUCGGCCCUCACCUGUCACCUGUGCGGCCACCUGAAGCAGUGUCACAGCCAGGACGAGCAGGGUGACACCCACGUAGUGGCCACUCCCUGCUGUGGCUGCUGCUGUGGGGACAGGUCCUCACCCCCAGUGAGCCCCCUGAGGACCCUAGACUUCCUGCCAAGUGGGGUUCCCCUGGAGGCUAGCUUCUCUUCUGACUCCCUGGCACCCUUGGGUGUCUCAGAGGAGGCUAAGCCUUCCUUGCUCUGCCAGCCUGCCCCAGGCAAUGCUCAGAGCUCCAGCCAGACCCCCAAAAUGGUGGCAGUGCUCUCCACCAGGCCCGCCUGCAUGACCACCUCCUAAGUGUGUGCCUUCGUGUUGCUGAGGCCUGCAGGUGAGCACCAGGCCUCACCCAUGCCUGCGAAAUGCAUCCACUGCAUUGGCAGCCAGGCUGGCAGAUUUCCAAGACUUGGGGGACCCUGGUAUAAAGUCCCGCUGGGGCUGCAGAGACCAGAUACCCCUACUCCCCACAUUGGCCUGGACUCCUCACAUCCCGUGUGAGUGGAGGUUGCUAGGCAGCUGUGCCCACAGCAGGUGCUGGGAGAGCCGGAAGUUCCUGGGCACCUUGGCUUGUUCAUCCGAUCACAGCUUCUCCCGUGUGCCAUCACUGUCACGCCUGCCCAAGGCGUGACUUGUUAUCUAAUCACUGUUGCCCGUGUGUAACCAGUCCUGGGUUCACUGCGCCAUGUUACUGGAUUGGAUGCUGAGCCAAGAACCAGCCACAUCAACCAGGAGCAACUCAGGAGGCUUUUGGGAAGCCAGUGGGAAGCCGAGGUCAUCCACCCGGAGAGGCCCAUUCACUCGGAUGGAGCUUUGUGAGGCUACCACUACUGGAGGCAGGAUCUGGGCGGUGGAGGGUGCUGAGUCAAGAGGAUGCGAAAAAGAGUGACUUCCAACCAGUGACAAUUUGCUGUCAGGUUCCCCCUCAAAUGUAAGACUUGGGUUCUUGUUACACUUGGGAUCCCCGUAAUAAACUUGCCCAGCUGCCUUGGGAUUUGUGCCCCCACGGACACCGUGACUGGCAGCCACAGGAGACCAGAGGAAGUGGUUUUUUCCCAGGAUCCAGCCGGGCCAGGCCCUCUAGCCGGUGACACGGUGACUGUGAGGGCUGCAGCCUGCGCAUAGGCCGGACCUCAAGUUGAGUAACACUUGUUUGCUUUUCUAAGAUUGUCUUAUCACCUGGCAUUUGUGUUUGCUGAGGAUGUGGAAUGGGAGGGGAGGAGGUUUUGUAUCCACAAAGGCUCUUUAUCUCCUUCCCCCCUCAUUCAUUAAACACACACUUCCAGGCCCUGUUGUGAGUGCUUUGUCCCUGUUA